AUGUCAGAAGCAUCAAAUACCUAUGGCGUCGAGGAUAGGCGCGCCCAUAACGACGAGCAGCCUCCCCCGGAACAGGAUACCGUUGGACCCACCAAGGAUUUAGAGGAGAAGGAAGAUUGUGGAUCUUCGUCGGUGAAGCUGUCAUCAGCGAUAUUGAACGCUGGGCCUUCUCAGUCAUCAGAACCUCACAAACAGGAAAGUAAUUUCAAUGAUUCACCAGAUGGUGGCUUAGCUUCCGAGGCGGAAAACGUUGCGGUUCAGAAGGACCAGCCAAACCUAAGUGAAUUAUGUCCUCCAGGAUUCGGCAAUUGUUUCGAAGAGUGUCAAGGACCAUCGCUCUUGUUUCUGGGGGGUGUACAAAAGAGUUUAGGUGGAAUACGAUGUCAUGUUCUUCGAGCUAUGCAACGGCGACUUGAUAUCGUGUUGGUCUUCCACAUCUUUUAUCGUGGCGAUGGAGCCCAAUCCCCCAGCGACACUACGAAUCUCCUGCUCACACAACUCGAACAAAUCGGACUCGGAAACCUCACUGCAGCAGGCUCUGCAGCACCAGCAUCUACGUGGUCGCCACCCACCUUGUCCACGAGCUUGCUCGCUGCUUUUGGGACCGUACUAGACAAGCAGUGGCUCAGGUACCACAAGUCGAAUAAAUAUGGCCGUGGCUCGCAGAAGGAGCGAGGAAAGCUCAGACAAGAGAAGUUCGACGGUCUCGUGAUUCGCGCAGACUUCUACUUCACCCGCGAAGGAAAAUUCGAUCCUGCGAACAUUUUCAACGGCAGGUUCGCAGAUGUCAAAUUAUCGUGCCAUUUGACUGCUACUCGCCACAACGACUUUGGCUUCUCUUCGGAUGAUUUCCUCACUAUUGUCGACAACUUGCGGGCAUUUGAGAAAAUGAUUCGACGAGAACGUGAUGCUGAAUUUUUAAGGACCAUUCAUACAGCUUCAGGUGUUGAUUCCAUCAGACUUGUUCACCAUUUAUUCACGCCGUUGAACUCAUCUGAGAACUCAGAUGAUCAACUCGCCGUUUAUCUAGAAGAUGACGACACUUCGACCGUCUUUCUCCAGACUUCAAGAUGUCGAACUGGCCAGUUGCAGAACGCUGCAGAUCCCAACUCACAGACUUCAUAA
Suillus discolor is the source of this 1125-nucleotide messenger RNA. RefSeq lists its product as uncharacterized. Lineage: Eukaryota; Fungi; Basidiomycota; Agaricomycetes; Boletales; Suillaceae. The record is from RefSeq and is a predicted model, not a curated record. The transcript has 10 exons. The coding region runs from base 1 to 1125 and encodes 374 amino acids.